AUGGGGGGCACGGGGCAGCCUUUGGACGUGCCAAUGGCAGUGGUAGUUCAAGAGCUUGUGGAUGCUGACACUGCCGGUGUAAUGUUCACCUGCGACCCACUCACGGGAAACCCAGGAUUCAUCACAGUAACUGCAAAUUAUGGCAUUGGAGAAUCGGUGGUUUCGGCCUCUGCAGAGCCAGGCACGUUCGUGCUGAAAAAAAGGCGACUGGAGGAUCCCAGCAUCCAGUCGAGUCAAAUUGGACAAAAGUCACUCUACACAACGACGUCAGAGAGUGACGGCGUGGCUACUGUACCAGUGAGCGAGGAAAAAGCUCAGCGAUCCUGCAUCUCAGAAGAAGACGUCCGGGCUUUGGCUGCUAUUGGUAAACAGAUAGAACAAACCUACACAACGCCGCAAGAUAUCGAGUGGGCACUGCAGAACGGGAACUUUUUUAUGCUGCAGUGCCGUCCUGUCACAACAUUUCUUAGGGAGAGUGACUGCGAGUUGCUCAAUGAAUUCAACGAUGGUCUGAAAUCGGCGAAAGAAAUUUUGACCACAGGAAACGUCUCAGAAGUGUUGCCGGGAGCACCGUCUCCUCUGGGAAUGUCUUUGCUUCGAUGUGCCUUUGAGGUCAACUGCAGGGCCAAUUGCGUAAAGUUUGUGCAAGCUAGCAGCCCUGACCCAUCCCAAUACAUGCCGAUGUGGGGACCAAUGUAUUGCUACUGCUACUUCCUUUGGUUGUCUGAUGGCCUGCGGAAGACAGGAAACGACGGAAAUCUGAUGGAAAAGUCGAUCAUGUACAGCAUUCUGGGACGUGAUGCAAGCAGUGAAGUGGAAGCCGGCGUAAAACGGAUGAGGAAGAUUACUCGCUGGAAGGUUCCUGUACAACUUUUCUUCAUUGCGAAGACGAUGUUCACCGUCACCAGCGGCGUGGAAAGCACUUCAAAGAAAACGGCUGAUCUGCACCUCAAAAUUGAUGAUACAGCGACAGCAGCGCAGAUAUAUGAUUUCAUGGGGCGUGCCUUACACGAGCUGCGUGAGCCUUCUAUUCUUCUGAUGAAGGCAGCCCUGUCAUCUUCAUUUUACAACGUCCUCAUUCUUCGCAUUCUAAGCACUGCCAAAGGAGCACUCGACAACGAAGUUUUCUGUCAGCUGUCCAAGAUCUUGAAGGGAACAGACGCGGAGAGUGCUGAUGUGCCACGAAUGAUCCAGGUUCUAGGUCAUGUUCUUAGAGAGUCUCCAGAAAAAGAGAAGUUCCUCAAGAUGACAACAGAGGAGGCCCGUCAUUGGCUGUCAACUACAGAAAGUGACUGCGGAAAGAAGUAUCGGGAGUUCAUCCAAAAGCAUGGCCAUCGGGCCGUUAAGGAGUUCGACGUUUACACGAAGCCGUGGGCGUUGGAUCCAUCGUCACUUCUGAAAUCUUUAAAGGCAGCAGCAGCGGCUCCUGAGAUGAAGCAGACAGCACCUUCCCGUUGGGACGCCUCUCAGUUUCCCUACAGACUUUCAAUGUUUCAGAGUUUCAUAUUGAAGCUGGUGGCGCCUAAGGCACGAGCUGCGGUGGAGGCACGAGAGGCGACAAAGUCGGCAACAGUCCGCGUGGUCCACCAACUACGACUGCUGUGUCAUCAGCUCUCAAAUCGCAUGGUGCAAGAAGGUAGACUGCCUUCACACGAGCUGUUGUUCUUCUUGACCUAUGAGGAGAUCGGCAUCCUUUUGAGGACAAGAUCACCGGAACUUGUUCUGAAAGCACAAAGGCGCCAGAAGAUUCACGCUAAGGCCGACAAGAACCGAUAUCCAUCUGUCUUUGUUGGAAUCCCGAAGGCGAUUGAGCGUCUCGAGAAGUCCGUAGAAGGGGACUUGGAAAUUAAAGGAACCCCAAUGUCUCAAGGCGUGGUCGAAGGCAAAGUACGCGUGGCAGUGACGUUCGACGAAGCGCCGCUCAUACAGAAAGGUGAGAUAUUGGUAACCACUGCCACCGAUACUGGCUGGACGCCAUACUUCCCGCUGCUGGCCGGAGUUGUCACUGAAAUUGGAGGGCCACUGUCCCACGGUGCCGUCGUCGCUCGUGAAUAUGGCCUUCCUUGCGUUGUCGGUAUUGAGGACAUUACCACGAUGCUUAGUUCUGGCGACACAGUUCACCUCGAUGGCAACACUGGCGUCAUCAGAAAAAUUGCCCUGCUGCAGGCAGAAGUUGACUGA
Molecule: messenger RNA, 2181 nt
Organism: Rhipicephalus microplus (southern cattle tick)
Lineage: Eukaryota; Metazoa; Arthropoda; Arachnida; Ixodida; Ixodidae
Product: rifampicin phosphotransferase
Biological process (GO): phosphorylation
Molecular function (GO): ATP binding; kinase activity
Source: RefSeq, a predicted model, not a curated record